Molecule: messenger RNA, 633 nt
Organism: Carica papaya (papaya)
Lineage: Eukaryota; Viridiplantae; Streptophyta; Magnoliopsida; Brassicales; Caricaceae
Product: non-specific lipid-transfer protein 1-like
Biological process (GO): lipid transport
Molecular function (GO): lipid binding
Source: RefSeq, a predicted model, not a curated record
UUCCUCGCAGCUACAAAUCGGGAAAGAGAGAAAAAGAGUGAGGAAUUCAGAGAUAAGCAUGGCGAACGUGAAGUUGGCUUUUGGGUUGGUGUUGUUUAUCGUGGUGGCUGGGGCUCUGACCAGCGAGGCUCUGACGUGCGGCCAAGUAGCGUCUGCGCUUGGGCCAUGUCUAACUUACUUGCAAGGCCAAGCUGGUAAUUCUCCGCCGGCAGCAUGCUGCGCCGGUGUCAGGAGCCUUAACAGCGCAGCCCAAACGACGCCGGAUCGAAGAGCCGCUUGCCAGUGUCUGCAGAAUGCGGCCAGGUCUACCAACUUUGAUCAGAACAUUGCUGCUAGUCUUCCAGGCAAGUGCGGCGUCAGCAUUCCCUACAAGAUCAGCACCAGCACCAACUGCAACACAAUCAAGUGAAGAAAUCGAGUAGACAUGAGAAGAGAUUAGAAGAGCAUGCAUGCAUCGUCAUAUAAUAAUAAUAAUAAUAAUAAUAGUGAAAAAAUAAAGGUAGAUGCGACGUCGUUUAUGGAAGUUCAGAGCUGACGAGUCACUCUGGAUUGCUCAUAUAGUUUUCUACUACUUGUAUCACGUAUGACUGGAUGUAUGGAUAUCGUUGAAAUGAGUUUUAGCCUUGUACUCUA